Molecule: messenger RNA, 1611 nt
Organism: Parnassius mnemosyne (clouded apollo)
Lineage: Eukaryota; Metazoa; Arthropoda; Insecta; Lepidoptera; Papilionidae
Source: the annotation of a GenBank genome assembly
AUGGAUCCAGCGUUCGGAUUAGUAAAAAAACGUCAGCUGCCAAAAUUAAUGGCAUGUAUGACUCAAAAUAGCAUAGAAAAUUUUAGAAAUAAAGCUUUGUUUAGUUUAGAUACAAUUGAUGCAAAAGGAAUUCGAAGGCGAAAACUUCCUUUGCACGAAUGUUUAAUUUUAGAGCUGAGAGAAUCAGGUUUCUUUGAAACCUCGGAUUAUCUCCAAAAUCUCAUUUAUGACAACAUUCAAAUUUUAGCGCAAGACGAUAUCGGUAUUGUUAUAGAUAUUAGAGAGAAAGAAAACUUUUUGGAACAUAUUUGCGCUGGUCUACAAAAGGCUGAAAGAGAACGAGAUAAAGAUAACAAAAAGAAAGAAUGCUUGGAGUUCCUCAAACUUGCCAUGUAUUACUCUGAAAUGGGGAAAGGAAUUCUGUGGUUAGCGGAAAAAUUCUUUCUGGCAUCGAUCGCUGUUGGAAGUCAUUACUUAGUCGACGGUGGACGACAGAAAGCAUGUUGCAAAUAUCAUUACGCAUCGUUUUUGUUGGACAAAUUUCCAGAUGCAGACCCUGAAGAAUCAUUUGAAAUUUUUACGGAAGUCAGGGAUAGUGCAAUUGGUAAGGAUUGGGUGCUUUUUGAGGAUGAAAGUGAGAUUAAAGAUGAUGUACCGAAUUCGGUGUUUGCUGCAACUGUUUUACAACUACAUAGGGUUUUACUACAAAAAGCACGAAUGAUACGAAAUGAAGAUCCAGCAAAGUCAGAAAGACUCUCACGUUUAGCUGAACGUAGAGCUAAAGACGCCACUGAUACCCCAAAAAUCGCUGAGGCAAUAAUUGAAAUCGGAAUCAGUCAAUUAACAAUGAAUAAUUUAAAUAAUGCUUUAAGAACAUUUAAAAAGGCUUUUAAAAUAUAUUCAGAAAGCAAAGAUAUUCACGGUAUGUGUGAAACGAACAUGCACCUUGCUGCCGUAAUGCAGAAAAUAGGCGAUAACGAAGCAGCAGCAAAGUAUUUGACCGAAAUGGGAGCAUUGGCUAUGGAACAUGGCUUACGUAAGCAUCUUGGCCGUGCGUUGCACUUACUUGGGGAAUUGCAUUUGAGAAGAGAGAGACCAGAUCUUGGAACGCAGCAUCUGGCCGAAGCAUUUACGUGUUUCAUGGGUUAUCUUGUUCAAGACGUAGGGAAAAAAGAAGGUUCAACAUUAAAAAAUACAGCAAUUUUGCCGACUGACCUGGAUGUCAUAUAUGAGAGCGACGAAACAGAGAAAUUCGUAGAAGAAGCAGAACAAUCUAGAGUAAUGAUGGCAGUUUCAAGAGGUCAAGAACUAAUGGCAUCAUAUUUUAACCAAAUAAAAGAUGCAGGUUCCUGUGUCGUAGCGGUAAUAAAGAUUAUAGAAUGGAAAUUAUCAAAAGCUGGAUGGUGGGUGGACCAAGAUCAUCAUAGAUUGAUUCCGUGUUCAUGUUCUGUUCAUCAUCGGUCACCAUUGGACGUUUUGAGAUUUCAACUUCCACCAAGUUUUGUGGAUGAUUAUAAUAUGGAGAGCCACUCGGAAGGAUUUUCAUUGCUAAAUCGAACAUCAACUACUGAGAAUAUACAAACUCUUCGAAGCAGCUACAUUAGAAUGUAA